GGUGGCUUCGCGGAGGAGCUGGGAAGUUGUAGUUCUUUACACCAGAAGCACAUCUGUAGUGCUUAUUAUCGACUAAUAUGAAUUAAACUACACGUCCCGACGUCACGGUACGGGCUCCUGUAAUUGUUGUGAAUAUGUAAUUGCGCUCGUGCGACUGGUUGCUUCUAAAUUUGGCUUCGGAGGGGCAGGCUGAUAGUCGGUGAGGUGGUCGCUCCGCCGGUGCUGUGCGGGGAUGUGAACAUUAACGGAAGCUGCAGGAAAUUAACCGAUAAAUGCGUGAGGACAGGACGACUUGGAGGAGCUCAACCGCGGAGCAGAGGGGUCAUGAUGCGCCAGAAGUCGAUGCUUUUUAGGGAAAAGCAGAGACAUUAGCGGAUUCGGUGUUAGUUUAGAGGGAGAAUGUUAGGAUUUGUGCGCUUAAAUUAACGCGCUGGAGAUUUUGGAGAGGACUGAAACAACUCCUGCUUUAAAUGACACUCUGAAUGGACUUUAAAAAUACUGCCUAAAAGAAUGACGACUAACAAAAGGUUCAAGGAUGUUUGUACUCUUCAUGGAACCUGCACGUAGCCCACAAACUGGCCGCUGACUGACCUUUUACGCACAAGGAGAGCUCCGUGCACCCACAUUUCUGGGUUGUUUCUGUGUUUAUUUGGAUGAACUUUAAAACACAUUCUAAAUGAUUCGAGAUCUGAGCAAGAUGUACCCGCCGGCCCGGCAUCCGCCGGGUCAGCCGCUGAAGUUCACUGUAACCGAGUCCUGCGACCGGAUCAAGGAGGAGUUCCACUUCCUGCAAGCGCAGUAUCACAGUCUGAAACUGGAGUGUGAGAAACUGGCCAGUGAGAAAACUGAGAUGCAGAGACACUAUGUCAUGUACUACGAAAUGUCAUAUGGGCUGAACAUCGAGAUGCACAAGCAGGCGGAGAUCGUCAAACGGCUGAAUGCAAUCUGCGCCCAAGUCAUCCCCUUCCUCUCUCAAGAGCAUCAGCAGCAGGUGGUGCAGGCAGUGGAGAGGGCGAAGCAGGUCACUAUGGCUGAACUGAACGCUAUUAUAGGGCAGCAGCUCCAGGCUCAGCAUCUCUCCCAUGGUCACGCCAUCCCUGUCCCACUCACGCCUCACCCUGCAGGCCUCCAGCCCCCCCUGCCCCCUGGGGCCGGCACUGCCAGCCUGCUAGCUCUGUCCUCGGCCCUUAGCCACCAGCUGCCGCUCAAAGACGAGAGGAAACAUCACGACAACAACAGUGAACAUCAAAGAGACAGAGACUCAGUCAAGAGCUCAUCUGUGUCUCCUUCAGCCAGUUUUCGUGCAGGAGAGAAGCACAGAAGUUCGAGCGAUUACUCGUCCGACAGCAAGAAACAGAAGACGGAUGACAAGGAGUGUGCCUCCACACGAUAUGAAAGUGAUGGAGAGAAGAGUGAUGACAACCUGGUGGUAGACGUCUCUAAUGAGGAUCCGGCGUCUCCCAGAGGAAGUCCCGCCCACUCACCUCGAGAGAACGGAUUGGACAAGCGUCGUCUGUUGAAGAAGGACGCCCCGCUGAGUCCUUCCUCUGUCGCCUCCUCCAGCAGCACGCCUUCAUCCAAAUCCAAAGAGAUUAAUUUGAACGAGAAGUCCACUACACCUGUGUCCAAGUCUAGCACCCCAACAUCUCGCUCUGAUGCCCCAACACCCAGCAGCACCUCCACCCCAGGCCUCAGGACUGCACCCAGUAAACCACCAGGGAUUGAGACCCUGGCUCCUGGUCUUCGUACACCUCUGGCAGUGCCGUGCUCGUACCCGAGUCCGUUCGGGAUGGUCCCCCACCCGGGUAUGAACGGAGAGCUGAGUGGAGCAGGAGCGGCAUACACUGGUCUGCAUAACAUCUCCCCACAGAUGAGUGCAGUGGCUGCUGCUGCAGUGGCAGCUUAUGGACGCACACAAGUGGUAGGAUUUGAUCCUCACCACCACAUACGUGUCCCUGGACUUCCUCCCAACCUGUCGGGCAUCCCCGGAGGAAAACCAGCGUACUCCUUUCAUGUGAGCGCUGAUGGACAAAUGCAGCCGGUGCCCUUUCCUCCGGACUCGCUGAUCGGCCCCGGCAUUCCUCGCCACGCACGGCAGAUCAAUACUCUGAGCCAUGGGGAGGUGGUGUGUGCUGUCACCAUCAGUAAUCCCACACGUCACGUCUACACUGGGGGCAAGGGCUGCGUCAAGGUGUGGGACAUCAGCCACCCGGGAAACAAGACCCCUGUAUCCCAGCUGGACUGCCUUAACAGAGAUAACUACAUCCGCUCCUGUCGGCUCUUACCGGAUGGGCGGACUCUCAUUGUUGGGGGAGAGGCAAGUACUUUGUCGAUUUGGGAUUUGGCCACACCCACUCCACGAAUCAAAGCUGAACUAACAUCGUCAGCACCGGCGUGUUACGCUCUGGCCAUAAGCCCCGACUCAAAGGUGUGCUUCUCCUGCUGCUCAGAUGGAAACAUCGCCGUCUGGGAUCUUCACAACCAGACUCUGGUCAGACAGUUCCAGGGCCACACAGACGGAGCCAGCUGCAUAGACAUCUCCAAUGACGGGACCAAGCUGUGGACUGGAGGCCUGGACAACACGGUGCGGUCCUGGGACCUGAGGGAGGGACGGCAGCUGCAGCAGCACGACUUCACCUCUCAGAUCUUCUCCCUGGGAUACUGUCCAACAGGCGAGUGGCUGGCAGUGGGGAUGGAGAACAACAAUGUGGAGGUCCUGCAUGUCACCAAACCUGACAAAUACCAGCUCCACCUGCAUGAAAGCUGCGUGCUCUCACUAAGAUUUGCUCACUGUGGGAAAUGGUUUGUGAGCACAGGAAAAGACAAUCUUCUAAAUGCAUGGAGAACCCCAUAUGGAGCCAGCAUAUUCCAGUCAAAGGAGUCUUCUUCAGUGCUGAGCUGUGACAUCUCCAUCGAUGAUAAGUACAUCGUGACGGGCUCAGGGGACAAGAAGGCGACCGUCUACGAGGUCAACUACUAGGAGCAUUGCUGUUCAAAUGGUGAUGACUCUCUUACCCAUGUACAGUUUUUAAAGUGUAUACAAGGAUUUGAAUGGAACUAACGGAAGCAGACUUUUUGGACAUUGGACGUGGAUCAAAACGAAGAAACAAAACCAAGCACAGAGAUUUUUUUUUUUUUUACUGAGUGGCUUUUUGUUGUGAGGAUGAGUGAAUGUUUAUGUGCACUGAAUCUUGUAAAUGCAUUACCGGGUAAAAUACCUUUAAACUUUCGGUCCUUUGUUUUGCUUUUUUAUUUUUUACACAACAUAAACAUACUCAAAUAGAAAGACGAUGCUCACUAGUGUUGUAUAAGGUUGUAUGUAAAUAGCCGUGGGCAAAAAGUUGCAGUGAGCUUUAGAGAUUGUCCUCCAAAACGUUAGCUCAUUGUGGUUUUGAUGUCUUCAAAUUCUGCUACUACUUUAGUCUCUUAUUCUACUACCUGACAAAAUACCUGCAAACCAGAAAACCAGGUUAAUUUUCAGGUUUUUAAGUGUGAAAUAAACCAGAGUGAAGCCUU
Molecule: messenger RNA, 3516 nt
Organism: Notolabrus celidotus (New Zealand spotty)
Lineage: Eukaryota; Metazoa; Chordata; Actinopteri; Labriformes; Labridae
Product: transducin-like enhancer protein 4
Exons: 20
Coding region: 677-2980 (767 amino acids)
Biological process (GO): negative regulation of canonical Wnt signaling pathway; regulation of DNA-templated transcription
Cellular component (GO): nucleus; transcription regulator complex
Molecular function (GO): protein binding; transcription corepressor activity
Source: RefSeq, a predicted model, not a curated record